Messenger RNA from Cyprinus carpio (common carp), 2262 nucleotides. RefSeq names its product bcl-2-like protein 1. Gene Ontology annotation, biological process: negative regulation of intrinsic apoptotic signaling pathway; intrinsic apoptotic signaling pathway in response to DNA damage; extrinsic apoptotic signaling pathway in absence of ligand. Gene Ontology annotation, cellular component: mitochondrial outer membrane. The record is from RefSeq and is a predicted model, not a curated record. Gene Ontology annotation, molecular function: protein homodimerization activity; protein heterodimerization activity. Lineage: Eukaryota; Metazoa; Chordata; Actinopteri; Cypriniformes; Cyprinidae.
UAAUCAACGACUCCGGAGUGACUAAAACAGUUACCCCGUAAGCUAGCAGACUCAGUCCACAUCUGAUGUGUCUUCUGUAAUGUAUGAAUAGGCCCGUAGUUUAAAGAGCAGCUUUUAAAGGGGCGGAACUAAGCGCUGCUGAAUGUUCUGAGCUCUGAACGCGCGGCUGACAGCGGCUCUACACCGAAUGCACUCUGGUCGACGAGAAACUCGCCGACAUCGAUCAUGUGGGAGAAUUUGCCUUUCCAAAUAUCAAAGGUAUGAGCCAUUGCACCAUCCCUGAGCGUCGGCAGAAGCCUAAGAAGGACGCAAGGGUGUGCACUGUGUUCUAAGAACGAGCAAGUGGAUAUUCAGACAUCGGAGAACGACAAGCAACAACGUGAAUUAUGUCUUACUAUAACCGAGAACUGGUGGUGUUUUUUAUUAAAUACAAACUCUCGCAGAGGAACUACCCCUACAACCACAUUGAAUUUACAGAAGACACAAAUCGGACUGAUGCGGCGGAAGGGAAUGAUGAUGAGGAGGCAGCAGGAACGACGACCCUCGUUAAUGGAUCCCUGAACGGAACAAGUACUGGUUCCACUGGGACCCCACCAAGGUCCCCCGCUUCAACCCCCCAGCGUCAGACGAACGGGACUGGGGGUCUGGACGCUGUAAAGGAGGCACUUCGUGAUUCUGCCAACGAGUUUGAGCUGCGUUAUUCCCAAGCAUUCAACGACCUGUCCUUGCAGCUCCACAUCACGCCUGCCACGGCGUACCAGAGCUUUGAGAGCGUAAUGGAUGAGGUGUUCCGCGACGGUGUCAACUGGGGCCGCAUCGUGGGACUGUUUGCCUUUGGAGGGGCUCUGUGUGUUGAGUGCGUGGAGAAAGAGAUGAGCCCACUAGUGGGAAGCAUCGCGGAAUGGAUGAUCGUCUACCUAGACAACAAAAUUCAGCCCUGGAUCCAGAGCCAAGGAGGAUGGGAACGCUUCGCAGAGAUCUUUGGAAAAGAUGCAGCAGCAGAGAGCAGAAAAUCACAAGAAAACUUCAGGAAGUGGUUGCUGGUGGGAAUAACCUUGCUCACGGGUGUCGUGGUCGGGUCACUCAUUGCACAGAAACGCCUGUGAGGAUCAGGAUAACUGAAGAUCCGAAUACACCCACUGCUUCGUUUAGACCUCCUGCUUGAAGGAACCUACAUGAAGGAACUUCAAAAAUACAUUUGUUUUGGAUUUAUUUGUUUCCCUUUUAUUGCCAAGAAGUUUCAUGUUUACAUCCCACGUCCCACCGUGUACUGUUGACUGAGUGGAGCGCAUCUGUGAUGUAAUGUCACAUAAUCCAGACUGCAUGAGGGUGCUUUGCUUUUAGCUGAUUAGGAUCAAGCUAAGCCCACGUCUCCUUAAACCCUGUUUAACGAAAUGAGAAAAAUUACUUUAAAAAAAAGUCUAAGAAAAACGCUUGACCAAACCUUCAUUCUUUGUGUCUGUAAUUAUAAUUGUUUUUGUUGUUAUAAUUAUUUUCAGCUUUAUCAUCAGUCUUUAUAAGUAUCCUUAUUAUUCUCUCAUUUUCAAAGAGACUGGCAAAACUGAAAAGGAUACAAACAUUUUAUCUUUAAAUCUAAUUUAAGCUUGUUUGUGAUUCUUGAGUUAAUGACCCGAUGAGAGAGAAGUAGUUGAAUCUGAACUGAAACAGAAGUAUUCAGUCAUUAAAUCAGCACUGACAUUUUCGAGGAACAUUGUUGCUGUCUGGAGUGCCAGAUAUCAGCUCGAGAACAGAGAGGCACCUUUUGGGCCCGGCACUACGUUUGAGUGCCUGCUUCCUCUGUGAUCUCUCUAUCAUUAGAGGACAGUGUGGAGAACAGGUGAAACAUCUCUCUCUCUGUGUGCGUGUGUGUGUGUUUGUGUGUGUGUGUGUGUGUUUUUUUUCCCUCAAUUAUUGUUCUGUUCUUUUUCACAUGUAAAUCUGAUGAGAAUUAAAAGUGUAUAACUAUCUGCAUCUAAAUUGUCUAAAGGACCAACAGUUAUGAGAACUUUUGUUUUGUUGUGAAAGAAAGUUCUGUAUGUUCAUUGCAGUUCAUUGAUGUUUGAUUUAUUAAACCUAACUUCAGCUUCAGAUGAAACUCUUUAUACCUUUGAGAUUGUUGUAACUAGAGCUAGAGGAGACACAGAUACACGAGGAGUAAGCAGGUCACUCCUGUUGUGUGUGUGUGGCUACCUUUCACUGUGUACACAGAAAAUGUAACGCAUUAAGCAGAAAGUAAUUAGAUUAAACCAUAUUGCCACAAGA